Molecule: messenger RNA, 692 nt
Organism: Chanos chanos (milkfish)
Lineage: Eukaryota; Metazoa; Chordata; Actinopteri; Gonorynchiformes; Chanidae
Gene: ap1s3b
Product: adaptor related protein complex 1 subunit sigma 3b
Exons: 5
Coding region: 86-550 (154 amino acids)
Biological process (GO): vesicle-mediated transport; intracellular protein transport
Cellular component (GO): AP-1 adaptor complex; membrane coat
Molecular function (GO): clathrin-cargo adaptor activity
Source: RefSeq, a predicted model, not a curated record
AGAAGGAAAAGUGUUUAAGAAACAGUCCAAAAAAAAAAAAAAAAAACACUGAAGUUUUGGCUCAGACGUUGUUCAUUCUUUAAAUAUGAUGCGUUUCCUGUUGCUGUUCAGUCGUCAGGGGAAGCUGAGGCUGCAGAAGUGGUUCCUACCCCUGCCCGAGCGGGAGAAGAAGAAGAUCAUACGAGACAUGACCACCAUGGUCUUGGCACGGAAUCCGCGCACCUGUAACUUCCUACACUGGAAAGACUUGAAGAUCGUCUAUAAGAGGUAUGCCAGUCUGUAUUUCUGCUGUGCCCUGGAGGAGCAGGAUAAUGAACUCCUGGCGUUGGAGGUGUUGCACCGAUAUGUCGAACUGCUGGACAAAUAUUUUGGCAAUGUGUGUGAGUUGGAUAUUAUCUUUAAUUUUGAGAAGGCCUACUUUAUUCUGGAUGAGUUUCUCAUGGGAGGUGAGAUCCAGGAAACGUCGAAACUGACCAUUGCCAAGUCGAUCGAAGCCUCAGACAUGUUACAGGAGACGAUGGAGGAAUACAUGAGCAAACCUGCCUUUUAACACUGCACAACAUCAAACCAAACAUCAUAAAGGAGAAAUGCCACAACUGUUCUCCAGGCAAGAGCUCAUCCGUGGACACUACGGCUUUGAAUGGGAAUGAAAGGUCACGAUUAUGACGGGAGACUCUCUGAAUGCCUGUAUG